This is a messenger RNA of Neoarthrinium moseri, 789 nucleotides long. RefSeq lists its product as uncharacterized. Lineage: Eukaryota; Fungi; Ascomycota; Sordariomycetes; Amphisphaeriales; Apiosporaceae. The transcript is spliced from 2 exons. The coding region runs from base 1 to 789 and encodes 262 amino acids. The record is from RefSeq and is a predicted model, not a curated record.
AUGCCAACACCCAAGGCCUUCAUAUUUGAUGUAUUCGGGACUGUGGUCAACUGGCGCUUCAGUUUAGCCCGGGGUCUAUCCGUCGCGGCUCAGACAGCUAUCCAAUUCCACGAGGCCAACAGGAGCGGCGAUGCCAACGUUCUGACUCGCACCAAAGCACUGACGCAUACAGACUGGGAAUGGUUUGCGUAUGAGUGGUACUCCCGAUACAUUGAGUUUGCUGCAUCCGCCCAGCCAGGCGUGACCACCUUCAUGCCGCAGGAGGAGGUGCACCGCCGGACACUCAGGUUGAUGAUCCCCAAGUGGCGCAUGGACGGCCUCUGGACCCCCGAGCAGCUCGAGGAGCUGGUGCUGCUGUGGUACAAGCUGGACGCCUGGCCGGAUUCCGCCGCCGCCAUCGCGCGCCUGGCGAAGCACGGCCCUGUAAUCACGCUGUCGGACGGCUCCAUCAAGCUUCUCACGUCGCUAAACGAGAGGAACCAGCUCGGAUUCACCAAGAUAUGGGGCUCGGACACCUGGGAGGCCUACAAGCCCGAUCCCGCCGUGUACACCGGCGCAGUCCGAAAGCUGGGUUUGAAACCUGAUGAGGUCGUGCUAGUUGCAGCUCACUUGGGCGAUCUCUGGGGUGCUAAGAAAUGCGGACUCAAAGCGUUCUACGUAGAGAGGGCAUUCGAGGAGAGAUGGUCUAAGGAGCAGAUCGAGAAGGCGAAACAGGACGGCUGGGUUGAUAUCUGGAUCCCAUAUGAAGAGGGAGGCUUGCGAGGUCUUGCUGAUGCACUUGAGAAGUGA